AUGUAUGAUGCAAGAAUUGCAUUCAAUGCUGUUAAGUGUGAUAGCUUUGCCGAGGUUGUUGAAGCAUUUGGACAAUAUAGUCCUGGCAUGAAACCACCUAGUUAUUAUGAGGUGAGAGUUCCUUUACUUAGGAAGGAAUUGGAUAAUACCAAUGCUUUGAUGAAUGACUAUAGAGAGGAGUGGUCAAAAUUUGGAUGUUUAUUAAUGGCAGAUGGGUGGAUAGACAAGAGAUGGAGAACAUUGCUUAAUUUCCUGGUAAAUAGUCCAAGGGGAACCAUGUUUAUUGAAUCGAUAGGUAUUUCUUCUUUUUCAAAUGAUGAUGAAAAGAUGUUUGACUUACUUAAUAAAUUUAUAAACCGCAUUGGAGUAGCAAAUGUCAUCCAAGUCGUCACAGAUAAUGAAUCAAGCAAUAAGUAUGUCGGAAGGAUGUUAGAGAAAGAACACCCAUAUUUGUAUUGGACACCAUGUGCUGCUCAUUGCUUAGACUUGAUGUUGGAAGACAUUGGGAAAAUACUGUCUAUAUUUAGAACAAUGCAGAAGGUAGUGGAGUUGAAUAGUUAUAUUUAUAUGCGUCCAAAGUUGUUGAACAUUAUGAGGAACUUUACUCACAAAAAGAAGCUGCUUAGGCCAGCUAAAACUCAAUUUGCUACAUGUUUCAUCACAUUAUCAAUUUUGAGAUUAUUUGAUGGCAAGAGAAAGCCUCCCAUGGGAUACAUUUAUGCGGCUCUGGAUAGGGCUAAAGAAGCCAUUGCAAAAUCAUUUGGGGAAGUAGAAGACAAAUACAAGGAGAUUUUUGAAAUAAUUGAUAAGAGGUGGAAUGUUCAACUUUAUCGCCCUUUGCAUGCAACAUGUUAUUAUUUGAACCCAGAGUACUUUUAUUCAAAUCCAAAAAUUGAAGAAGAUGAAGACAUUGCAAAGGGUUUGUAUGCAUGCAUUGCAAGGUUAGUCUUAGAUGUCAAAGAACAAUACAAAAUUACUGAGGAGCUAUCCUUAUAUUCUAAAGCUAAGGGCCUCUUUGGUAAUCCCUUUGCUAUUAGACAGAGAAGUACACGAGGACCAGCUAAUUGGUGGGAAGCUUAUGGCAAGUUAACAAAACUUCUCCAAAAGUUUGCUAUAAAGCUUCAUAACAAGAGAAGAAAUAGGCUUGCUCAAAUAACUUUGAUUGAUUUAGUGUUCAUCAAAUAUAAUAGAGCAUUGAGGCGUCGAUAUAAUAUGCGUGACAAUCUUGAUCCCAUUUUACUCGAUGACAUUGAUGAGAGCAACGAGUGGUUGACGGGGAGGAUGGAUGAUUCUGAUGCAGAACAUGAUCUAGUUUUUGAAGAUGAUUCCUUGACAUGGGGUGAUGUUGCUAGUGUUGCUAGUAUUGGAGAGGAUAGUAGGCCGCACUGGUUUAUUAGAUCAAAUUCUAGUUCUAGUUCACGGUUACCAACAAAGGGAGCAUGA
Cornus florida is the source of this 1443-nucleotide messenger RNA. RefSeq lists its product as uncharacterized. The record is from RefSeq and is a predicted model, not a curated record. The transcript is spliced from 5 exons. Bases 1 to 1443 code for a protein of 480 amino acids. NCBI's taxonomy places the organism in Eukaryota, Viridiplantae, Streptophyta, Magnoliopsida, Cornales, Cornaceae.